This is a messenger RNA of Adineta ricciae, 996 nucleotides long. The record is from the annotation of a GenBank genome assembly. Lineage: Eukaryota; Metazoa; Rotifera; Eurotatoria; Adinetida; Adinetidae.
AUGCCAGAAAAAAACCAAAUGGCAUUGAAUGAUGUCGAAUACAAAGCACUACCGAGUGGAUCACAUCGUGUCAAUCAAGAUUUCGUAUACUUUCGUCAUGGAAAUAAAUACGGUCUAGCAUGUCUAGCUCGAGCGAAUAUUAGCAAUGAAGAUAAUACAUCAGCAGUAUCUACUGUCGUUCCAUCACAACGUGGAAUGUGUAUCAAAUCCGUUGGUAUCAUCACUUCGUCAAUCAUUCAUAUUCAGUCAUAUCUUCAAUUCUUGCAAGCUGAAGCCGAGAUUUAUCUUCAUCAAUCGCCGGUCAACUACGAUCGUUUGAGAGGACUUCUAUCACAUCACGAUCAGCCAAUUUCACUUUCACCAUUAAUUUAUGAAACUUUAUUCAUGGAAUUUCUUCACAAAUUCGGACCGUCGAUAUUCCCAUUGUCAAGGUUAACUCUUCUUGGAAAGCGUAUUUUACUCUAUUCACGUUCACCAAUCGGUUCACUUUGCAAUGCAGUUUACUUUCUUCAUCUUCUUAAUCAAUCUAUCAAUCCGUUAUUCUUCGUUACUAUCAAAGAUCUUCCAAUGUUAGGUGAAGAAACAUCAUACAUCGCUUGCACAACUGAAAACAUCUUUCAAGAAAAGAAAUCUACUUACGAUGUUUUCAUUAAUUGUGAUGACGAAGUUUUAUUUCAAACAAAUGAUUCUAGUUUACAGCCAAUUAUUAAACUAACACGUAACGAUCGUAAUCGUUUGAAAAAGCCGAUGACUUUCAAUUCUUUUGUAAACAUUGGCAAUCGUCUAUCUCGACUCUUGGAUAGAUUAUCUAAAUCGAGUACUCAUCAUGAAAUGACCAAAGAAGAUUUUCAGUCAAUCCAGUUACAUUAUCGCCAUGAUCGAUUAUUCAUUAGUGAAUAUAUUCGAAUUCAUCGUAUUCCACAUAUAACGAUAGCCAUCCCUGAGUUCCCCUUUUUACCGAUCUCACCUUGUUGUUCUUGCCCAUCUGUGAGUUGA